AUGUGGAAGAUAAUGAACUGCUCCCGGCCGGAUGCAGAGUCCCUGUUUGUUGCCUUGGAGGAGGUUCUCGGCAGGACUGCCCUCCGACCCGUCCACAGCCUAUCAACACCCACUAAUGUCAGCAUCGAGCUCACAAUCUUCGGCAUUCUGGGAGUGGAGUGGGAGAUGGAGACUGUGAAGUGGGACCCCUUACAGUGUGGAGCCUCCAGAAUUUCAUUACCCAGAACAAUGUUGUGGACCCCAGACAUUCUCAUCAAUGAAUUUAUGGAUGAAGACACAUCCCCAGACGCACCCUAUGUGUAUCUGAAGCACACUGGUCAUGUGUUUGACGACCGGCCGGUCAGGGUGGUCAGCUCCUGCACACUGGACAUCUACGCCUUUCCCUUUGAUGUGCAGAACUGCUCUCUCACCUUCGGUUCCUACUUGCAUGUUGCCUCAGACAUACAGGUGGCCCUGGGCAGGAAUGUGUCGGAUGCUCUGCAGGAGUCUCGCAGGGUUCUCCGUGCGGCGGGGGAGUGGGAGCUGCUGGACCUCACGGCCACGGACAGCACCCUCCACACAUCCCACUCACAAUACCACGAAGUUGUUUUCUACGUAGUUCUGAGGCGCAGGGCCACCCUGUAUGUGGUGAACCUGCUAGUGCCCAGCUGCUUCCUUAUCACAGUGGACCUCUUCAGCUUCCUCCUGCCCCCCCAGAGUGUGGACCGCUCCUCCUUCAAGAUGACCCUCAUCCUGGGCUACACCGUCUUCCUGCUCAUCAUGAACGACCUGCUGCCCAUCACCGGCAACAGGACACCCCUGAUAAAUGUGUUCUUCUCUAUCUGUCUGGCUCUGAUGGUGGGUAGUCUCCUGGAGACAGUUCUGAUCACCAACAUCCUGUACAGUUCCAGUCAGUACCCUUCGGUCCCUCGAUGGAUCCGCGUGAUAGUCCUGCAGUACCUGGCCCGACUCGUCUGUCUGUACCAAAAACCCAGCAACCGUGUCACCGUCAUACUCAACCCUGCUGCUCAAGGGCCCCAUGAGCUGCAGGGGCCCAAAGGGAACGGACACAGCUAUGAGCAGCUGAUCCUGCAGGAGCUGAGGAGGCUGAGUGCAGACCUGCUGGCCAUCCGGCUCAAGAUGGAUAAAAGCCAGCAAGGCAGUCAGAACGCAGAGGAGUGGGUUCAGAUCGGCAACGUCAUCGACCGCCUGCUUUUCUGCCUUUACCUAGUCUUCAUCAGCGUUAGCUUCAUCACCAUCAUCAUGAUCUGGGCACACUGGCACAACCAGUAACUGCACAGCCAGAGCAGCACAACAGACUGCUGUUUCCACACAGCCAGAGCACCACACCAGACUGUGCA
Anguilla anguilla (European eel) is the source of this 1340-nucleotide messenger RNA. Its product is annotated as 5-hydroxytryptamine receptor 3A-like. Gene Ontology annotation, molecular function: extracellular ligand-gated monoatomic ion channel activity; neurotransmitter receptor activity; transmembrane signaling receptor activity. Lineage: Eukaryota; Metazoa; Chordata; Actinopteri; Anguilliformes; Anguillidae. The coding region runs from base 1 to 1272 and encodes 423 amino acids. The transcript has 8 exons. The record is from RefSeq and is a predicted model, not a curated record. Gene Ontology annotation, cellular component: postsynaptic membrane; neuron projection; synapse. Gene Ontology annotation, biological process: monoatomic ion transmembrane transport; regulation of membrane potential; chemical synaptic transmission.